UAUUAGUCAAGUAUAACACACUGCAUAAAAUGAUUAAAUGGAUAGAUUAAUCUCAUGUAAAUAUCAGAUGCUUAUUCAGUUGAAGGUUCAAGAAAAUUUCAAUUGAGUCAUCAAAUUUUUAAUCGAAGAAUCAUCAUACGCGAGGAAGGAAGUAAUUAUGAAGCUAUUUGCACGUCCAAAAAAUUUGUGCGAGGCGAUGGCACCAAUAAUAACUCUGAACCAUUUAGUGGGACUUCGUGCUUUUGAGUAUCCUCGUGGUCAGCGAAGACCUAUAUUCAGUCUGAUUUAUCUUUUGUUUCUUUAUUGUUUAUAUUAUGUCGGCUCAACGUAUUUGCUAGAUGAAUACUACGCAAACCUUCGUUUACUAAAGUUGGAAAACGUCCUGUAUAAUAUAUUCGAAAUGAUUAUCAUUUAUUUGGUUUUUGUUAAAUUGUUGCUGGGUUGGUGGUAUACCAAGAAAUUCGAAGCUUGCUAUAGAACAAUUUUCGAGAUCGACGAAACAUUGCAACAGCUUGGAUCGACAAUAAAUUAUGCUAAGAUGUAUUUUAUGAUAAUCGGUGUAAUGAUCGUCUGGUCUAUAUGCAACUUCUCUAUAUGCACUGUGGUCUUCUUUAUAACGUUGGUGCAAUCAAAUGUAUAUAGUACAAUUGGCACUACAGUGUCAUAUUUUUAUGUAUUAAGUGUCGAUACUAUUAUCGUCCUCGAAUUCUGUAUAUUAGUAAGAUGUUUACGAAUGAGAUUCGAACUGAUCAACAAACUCUUACAUGAAAGUUUGUCAGUAUUAUCGGCAAAAAAAAUAAAGUUGGGCUUUUUUGAAGUGAAAGAUUAUGUUAAAAUCAUGAACGUUGAGCGACAAAAGUGUUUGUUUCCUACGAAGAUAUUAUCUCGUUGUGAACAAAAACAGUUACAAGUGAAACCUCGAAAUCGAUCACAAAGACACAAUUCCGUAAUGACAGAAAGUCAAAAACAUAUGUAUCUGUUACAAGUAACCAAACAGGUUCACCUAGAAUUGUGUAAAGUAUCAAAAAACGUAUGUUUUCUCUUCGGCAUACAGACAGCUUGCGAGAUAGGAAUAAUGAUUUUGUUUUUCACCGUAUAUUUUUACAAUUUCUACGUUCGAUAUAUUGUACAACAACACGAAGUCACAAACAAUGUGACACAGCAAACAGCUGUGACAAUCAUACUGAGUAUCAUUAAUAUUCUGAAAAUUAUAUCUUUAUGUCGCCUUUGCAAAACUGCAGCUAAUGAGGCAAUUUAUUUUUCAUAUUAUUAUUUCAAUAGAGGUAUUUAACUAAUAAUU
This is a messenger RNA of Nylanderia fulva, 1300 nucleotides long. Lineage: Eukaryota; Metazoa; Arthropoda; Insecta; Hymenoptera; Formicidae. The record is from RefSeq and is a predicted model, not a curated record.